GGAGGUGAUGAUCAGCCACAGACACCGAGGCAGUCUGGGUGGGAGUCGUUAUCUUUCUGUCUUGUCCGGCACAACACCACUACAGGGAAGAUGAAUUUCUUUGCUGUUUUGCUCUGCGUGUUUCUAGCAGGCAUUCAGAGUUCACAGGGACGGACGUUCCCCGCCUCGCUGCCCGCCUCCCACACGCCCAAUGGUGUGAUGCUUGCAGGACGGCGAGACGGCAACGAACGCAGCAAAACUGAUGGCAACACACUACCUGUCAAGCCCAGGAUAGUGGGCGGCACUGAAGCGGAAAAACACGAGUUCCCGUGGGUGGUCGAAAUACAGUUUUACCACACCAAAUUGGAAAAGUAUAAACACAAGUGCGGCGCAUCCGUGAUAGACGAGUGGUGGGUCAUGACCGCCGCCCACUGCGUUGAUAAUGACGCGAGCUUUAAGAUCGUAGCCGGUGAACAUAUAUUAUCAGCAGUUGAAGAUGAGGAGCAGCACCGUAAGGUAGAAACCAUUGUCACACAUCCUGGGUGGGACUAUGAUACAGCAGAGAAUGAUAUUGCCCUCCUGAAGCUGUCAGAGAAGCUGGAACUGGAUGGAAAGACUGUCGCUCCCAUCAGCCUGCCCACACCACUAACCAAAUCCACAGGUGAAUGUGUGGUGGCUGGCUGGGGCAGAAUAAGUAACGAAAACUUCACAUGCUCUGACGUGUUGAGGAAAGUCCGGUUACCCAUCGUCUCAGACGAAGAAUGCAGAAAGAGUUACGCUACCUUUAAUGAAAAGAUUUUCGACAGUAACAUCUGCGCUGGAUACAAGGAGGGUGGAAAAGACUCCUGCAAUGGUGAUUCUGGCGGCCCCCUCGUCUGCCAGGGAGAAAACAACAAGAACUAUGUGGCUGGCGUGGUGUCUUGGGGCAUCGGGUGCGGUCUCCCGAAUUUUCCAAGUGUGUACACUGAGGUGAGCUACUUUGUUGACUGGAUCAAUGAGGUCAGGAAUCAGGAGUCGUUGCAACACUGACCCAUGCGACCCAUCACGGCAAGGAAGGAAAACACACAGACGACCCUGGAAUGCAAAACACCGCCACCCUCAAUGCCAAGACCAGCAUCCUCCAUUGGCAAAGACACCAUGGAGGACCACUCCUCAAACUACUUCACAAAUCACAUCACAAUACACUCUUUCAACACGUGCCUGCAUGUGUCAGUCGCUUUUAAGUAUUGGAACCUUUAUUUGCUUGUACAGUGAAUGUCUCAGGCUUGGAGUCUUUGGCUUUCUUCUGCGACAUUUGGAAAACUAAUACACUGACCACAAUCCUACGGCAUUAUAUAGACGUGAAAUAAAGACUCAGCAUAA
Molecule: messenger RNA, 1341 nt
Organism: Portunus trituberculatus (swimming crab)
Lineage: Eukaryota; Metazoa; Arthropoda; Malacostraca; Decapoda; Portunidae
Product: trypsin-1-like
Exons: 8
Coding region: 91-1008 (305 amino acids)
Biological process (GO): proteolysis
Molecular function (GO): serine-type endopeptidase activity
Source: RefSeq, a predicted model, not a curated record